Molecule: messenger RNA, 637 nt
Organism: Mytilinidion resinicola
Lineage: Eukaryota; Fungi; Ascomycota; Dothideomycetes; Mytilinidiales; Mytilinidiaceae
Exons: 4
Coding region: 114-473 (119 amino acids)
Biological process (GO): termination of RNA polymerase III transcription; DNA-templated transcription
Cellular component (GO): RNA polymerase III complex
Molecular function (GO): zinc ion binding; nucleic acid binding; DNA-directed RNA polymerase activity
Source: RefSeq, a predicted model, not a curated record
GCCAGAACCUCAUCUGCACCCCACUCUAACUUGACGAUUUCUCGGGACUCACAAUCUUCAACAUUAAACCCGGGGAGGAAGUUGAGUGGGACUGCUCCACAACAGUCGCCAGGAUGCUGCUCUUCUGCCCUGCCUGCAGCAACAUGCUCACAGUGUCCACCAUCACGACCAGCGCGGACACCUCAUCCGACGACCUCGUUGGCACCAACCGCUUCGAAUGCCGCAGCUGCCCCUACCAGCACGUUCUCGACAAACGAUACUUUGAGCGCAAGGCCAUGAAGCGCAAGGACGUGGAGGAUGUCAUCGGCGGCGCGGAUGCGUGGGCAAAUGUGGACAAGACGGAUGUGAUGUGCCCCAGUACCGUGUGCGGAAACGACAAGGCGUACUUCUACCAGCUGCAGAUUCGGAGUGCCGACGAGCCUAUGACGAAUUUCUACAAGUGCACCAAAUGUGCUAGGUCAUGGCAAGAGUAGUGGUUUUCAUCUUUGCAUUGGGCGGUUCUACGGCGUUCCAGCAGCCUCUGGAGGUUGUUCAUUGACAUACGAAGAUACCCCCACCAUCAGCAAAACUCCAGAUGCAAACGUCAGCCGGCGGCACCGAUUCAUCGCCAAAAGCGUUGCCAAGACGAAUCCCAGAG